Messenger RNA from Penicillium arizonense, 705 nucleotides. RefSeq names its product seipin co-factor family protein. The transcript has a single exon. Lineage: Eukaryota; Fungi; Ascomycota; Eurotiomycetes; Eurotiales; Aspergillaceae. The coding region runs from base 1 to 705 and encodes 234 amino acids. The record is from RefSeq and is a predicted model, not a curated record.
AUGCCCCUCGAUAAAGCCACCAGCGGGCUUACCGGUCAACUUCCUGUGAACCAAUCUGUGAACCAAGUCCAAUCAACAGCUAGCGGAGCGAAGAAGAAUGUAAAACCAAGGAAGUUGAAUCAAACGACGAAGGACCUGACCGAGCCUGCUCUUCCCGGCGAAUUCCCUUCAGACGACGCUCCCCCUAAAGAAGAAAAAGUCAAUAGCGAUGUGUCUUUCUCGGGAAUAUGGGCCACCAUCGUAUCAUGGGCUUCCUCUUUAUUCCCUCAAGCUUUUGACGCCUUUGAAUCCUGGAUCCGGUAUAUGGUGUCCUGGUUGCUCCCUCCGCCCCGACAGGCUGCAAUGUAUGAAGCUGCGCUCAAGCGCCCCGCUGCGACGACCUUUAUCGUUUGUCAGAUGAUAUGCUGUGGUGUUCCCUUGUUGGUAUUCCUCGCUGGUGUAUUUGUCUUCGCGGCUGUCUCGAUGUUGCUUUGGGCGGUCCUGUCGCUACUUAUCCUUGGUCCGGUGUUGUUGGUCACAAGCAUGAUGGGUGUUUCGCUUUGGGGCUGGGGCUGGGUCUUCUAUGGCUUAGUUAAAUGGGUUGAUCAGCGGUUCUUGGGUGGUAUGAUCACUCGCUUUUGGAUUCCCCAGACACAAGAAGGAGAAGGUGGAGAGGGUGGAGAGGAUGGAGAGGAACAGUCUCAAGGGGAGAAAAAGGAUGAGUAA